CUCUUGGUCUUCUUGUAUUGGUCAGAUCAGAGAGAGCAUUUUGGGGUGGGGGAGAGAAAAGAAAAUGAGCGGAGCCGGAAAGAAAGUGGCGGAUGUGGCAUUCAAAGCUUCGAGGACGAUAGACUGGGAUGCUAUGGCUAAGGUUCUUGUCUCCGAUGCGGCUCGCAAAGAGUUCUCAAGUCUUCGUAUUGCUUUCGAUGAGGUUAACUCUCAGCUCCAGACCAAAUUCAGCCAGGAGCCGGAACCCAUUGACUGGGAUUUGUAUAGAAAAGGGAUUGGGUCUGGCAUAGUUGACAUGUACAAAGAAGCUUAUGACAGCGUUGAAAUCCCCAAGUAUGUGGACAAUGUAACUCCUGAAUACAAGCCCAAGUUUGAUGCUUUGUUGGUAGAACUGAAAGAAGCAGAGCUAAAAACCCUAAAGGAAUCUGAGCGACUGGAGAAAGAAAUCAUUGAUGUCCAAGAGAUUAGCAAAAAGCUAAGCACAAUGACAGCGGAUGAGUACUUUGAGAAACAUCCAGAGAUAAAAAAGAAGUUUGAUGAUGAAAUCCGCAACGACUACUGGGGAUACUGAGAGCAUUAUUUCGAAAAAACACUCUCUACUUUGUCUUCACUGUGAAUUUGUGAAGCUUAUAUCAUAACAAUAAGCAGUGAUUUUCUACCGAUAGACUCCUUUGGUUUGAGUUUAGCAAAUUCACAACGUUUUUCUUUUUCUUUAA
This is a messenger RNA of Camelina sativa (false flax), 716 nucleotides long. Its product is annotated as ATP synthase subunit d, mitochondrial. The record is from RefSeq and is a predicted model, not a curated record. Gene Ontology annotation, molecular function: proton transmembrane transporter activity. NCBI's taxonomy places the organism in Eukaryota, Viridiplantae, Streptophyta, Magnoliopsida, Brassicales, Brassicaceae. Gene Ontology annotation, biological process: proton motive force-driven ATP synthesis.